Naegleria gruberi is the source of this 3378-nucleotide messenger RNA. RefSeq lists its product as uncharacterized. The coding region runs from base 1 to 3378 and encodes 1125 amino acids. Lineage: Eukaryota; Heterolobosea; Eutetramitea; Acrasida; Naegleriidae. The record is from RefSeq and is a predicted model, not a curated record. The transcript has 3 exons.
AUGACAACAGACAGCCAUCAUCACUCGCUUCUCAUACGACAAUACAUCUUUCUAUCCUCCAUUCUUCUUCUCCUUUUCGUCUUUUCACAAGUUUCGUCUCAAGAUUAUUACAUUUCGAAUACGGGAUUUUUAGCUCCACAACCAGAUGGAAUAACAUACAAUGCAGGGAGUUUAUAUGUAGCCCUGAAUGCUACCAAUAGAAUAGUCAAGUUUGACCUCACCUCGCAACAAGUUUCGUAUAUUGCUGGAACUGGCCAGGAAGGUUUCGGUGGAGAAAACGAAAUUGCGACCGAAUCUCCUCUCCGAGCUCCAUCAAUUGCAAAACUGGCCUCUGAUGGUACCAUUUACAUUACCGAUUGUUCAAAUGAUAGAAUUAGAAAGAUUGUUGCUGGCAAUGUUUCGACUCUAGUUUCGUCUAUUUCAUUGAGUCGACCUUUCGGAUUAGAUAUUCAUCCAAUAAGUGGUGAUUUGUACAUUUCAGAAUUAACUUCACGAAUUGUCAAAUUGACACCAAGUUCUGGAAUAGCAGAAGCUUUGACUUUGAAUGGAAAUGGUUACAAUGGAGAUCAAAUUCUAGCAAUUUCUGCCAAUGUCAACAAUCCAUUGCAUAUCCACGUGAAAAGUAAUGGAGAAUAUUACUUUUUGGAUUAUGGAAAUAAUGCUAUUCGAAAGGUGGAUCUAAAUGGAUAUAUUUCUACAAUAGUUUUGGGUGCAUUUACUGCUAUUGGUGGCGAUCCUUUAAUUAGUAAUGAAUUUUAUUAUGGAGGAGUUGGACAAAUUUUCAAAUAUUCGAAUGGAUCAUCUGUUCUAAUUGCUGGUGGAGGAGUUUUGGAUGUGGAUGAUGUUGAUGCUAAAACUGUAAUGUUUGGCCAAGUUUUUGGAAUUACUUUGGGAGUGAGUGGUGAGGUUUACUUUUCAGAUUAUGGAAAUGGAAGAAUUAGAAAGUUGGUGACAUGUAGUGCAGGAACUUCCUAUUCUGGCUAUACUCAUUCGUGUGUUUCUUGUUUUGGAGCAAGUGGUGCAGGGGCAUGUUCUGGAAAUGGUGUUUGCAUUAAUAAUGAUGUUUGCGCAUGUACUGUUUCAGGUUUUAGUGGAACUUAUUGCAAUGUUUCCGUUACUACUUGUUUUAACAUUACAAGCGAUCAGCCAACUACUUGUUCAGGUCAUGGAUCUUGCGUUUCUUUGAAUAAUUGUUCGUGUCUUUCUGGAUAUGAUGCAAUCGAUUGCUCUGUCAACAUUUCACCAUUUGCAAUGAGUACCAGUAUUUCUUCAACCUCAGUUUCAGACUCUUCAGCAAUUGGCAUUCAAGCAAUUUACUCUUCAGAUGUUAAUCCAACUUAUUUCAUUUGGGCUUGUACGAAUUGUAUCUAUAAGGAUUCGAAUAAUCAAUUGCAAUUUAGCAAUAUAUCAAAUACUGCCAUUAUUGAUGGUUCAUUACUCAGUGUAGGAACUUAUUCAUUUACUGUUUAUGGUAUUUAUGAUAAUGGACCUUCGUAUCCAGCCAGAGUUUCGAAUGUUGCCAAUUUCCAAAUCACAGUAAUCAAAUCAGUAUUUUCUUCAUCUUCGUUGGAGAUUUAUGGAUUGCCAUCGGUUGUGGUGGCUACAAACGCAUCAAGCUCUCUCAACAUUAUCAUUCCACGACUUUCUCUCGAUCAAACUCUCAUUAAUCAAUUCUUGUCAUGCAGUAACAGCUCAACAACAUGUGGAUUGUUAAUUUCCUACAAUGCUGCUCUGUCAAUUACCAAGAACUCAAUUACCUCCGUCAUUUCAAGUUACAACGGUUACACCAUGGCCAGUACAAAUUUCAUGAAUAAUACCAUCACCUUUACUCCAUCUUUGAAUUUUAAGGAUAGUAAUGCAUAUUCUGGCACUGAAAUGAUUCUCAAUUUGGAGCUUACUGGUGCCACCAAUUUGACCUUCUCUACUUCAGUACCAAUUUAUUCUUCAGCCACUCCACCACAAAGUACAUCUGCAAAUUCGACAGGUGGCGUGUUGGUUGAUGUUUUGGGAAUAGUGUCUCCAUCAUCAGGAACAACGACAGAGUUGGUUUCUCUAAUCGGUUCAUAUGCCAGCUCUUCUCUUCUCACUGUUUUCAGUUAUGACACCUCUCUUUCCGCUGCCAAUUCUACUUCCUCAAGUGAUGUUGCAUUGGAAAUUGUGAAGAGUGUAGUAAUUGAUCCAAAGAAUCCUACCACAGCUCUCACAGCCAUUCAACAAGCUACCUCAAAUCCAGAGGCUGUCGAUUCUCGUGUCAUUACUGAAUUAACUAACAAGAUUAAUAAUUUUGUAGCAACUCUCAAUACUAAUUACAAAGAAGAGAGAGCUCUUUAUGGAUUUGUCAAAUCUAAAUUGGCAACUGCUGACACAACAAGAACAACAGAAAUUAUUUCAAAUGUUUUGGCAAGUGGAAGAGGAAAUCAACAAUCUAAGGGAAUGGCAGAUAAUUUGACCAAUUUAUUAAUUUUGGGAGAAAUUGCCACAUUAUUAACUGGUCAGGAUCAAUCAUCAGAUGUUAACGAGUUGACCAAAGUUUCCUUCACAUCUUCUCAAUUGGAUAUUGCUGUUGCCGUCUUUACUUUGGAUAAAGAAAUGAAUGGAACCAAUCAAAUGAUUGGAGGUGAUAAUUCUGUAACCAUGCCAUUGUCACAAAUCACGAAACAAUACAAUGGAUUCUCUAAAGAAUCUGCCACUACCAUGAUCACCUAUGAUCAAAAUAUUUACUCUCAAUCCAAUGUUAGCGUCCUAACUUCAACAGUGACUGAUUUUAAAUAUUAUCAAAAUCAACAAGUUGUAACAUUGGAGAAUUUAUCACAAAAUAUUGAACUCAAAUUCAAAAUUACAAAUUCUACAAUUGUAAUGGAAAAGAUUAUGGAAUAUAUCAAUAGUACAACUCAAUUCAAUUCAACCUCAAACAGCACCCAAUCCAAUUCUACUCUAGUGAUGGCUUGCAAAUAUUGGGAUGAAUCUGCACUUGCUUGGAGCAGUAGAGGAUGCUAUCUGAAAGGAUACAAUUUGACAAGUCAAGAAAUUCUCUGUUCUUGUUCUCACACGACAAUGUUCACAACCUUUGUGGAACAAAACACUUCGACAAUUCCUGCUUCAGUGAAGGAAACAGUUGCUGCCUUUUAUUAUGGUCAAAUUGCGUUGGGAAUUUUCUAUUUCUUGACUUCCAUUGUCAUUCUUUGUUUGUUGAUUAUUUUCAAGAAUGAACAACCAAUUUCAUCUCGUUUGAUUACUCCAUACUUGGGAAUGAUUGCAUUGAUUGUGGAAUCUCUUCUCGUUUACAUUACACAAAGAGCGAUGAAGCCACUGAAUUAUUCGCCAGUUUCUGCGUUAAGGAAUUCUCCUCUGAAAACUUUUAUCUCUACUCAGAUUUGA